Miscanthus lutarioriparius is the source of this 867-nucleotide messenger RNA. The record is from the annotation of a GenBank genome assembly. Lineage: Eukaryota; Viridiplantae; Streptophyta; Magnoliopsida; Poales; Poaceae.
AUGGGGCUGAGGGAGAUCGAGUCCACAUUGCCGCCGGGGUUCAGGUUCUAUCCCAGCGACGAGGAGCUGGUGUGCCACUACCUCUACAAGAAGGUGGCCAACGAGCGCGCCGCGCAGGGGACCCUGGUGGAGGUCGACCUGCACGCGCGCGAGCCAUGGGAGCUUCCAGACGCGGCGAAGCUGACGGCGAGCGAGUGGUACUUCUUCAGCUUCAGGGAUCGCAAGUACGCGACGGGGUCGCGCACGAACCGCGCCACCAAGAGCGGCUACUGGAAGGCCACCGGCAAGGACCGCGAGGUGCGCAACCCGGCCACCCGCGCCGUCGUCGGCAUGAGGAAGACGCUCGUCUUCUACCAGGGCCGCGCCCCCAACGGCGUCAAGUCCUGCUGGGUCAUGCACGAGUUCCGCCUCGACUCGCCGCAUACGCCACCAAAGGAGGACUGGGUGCUCUGCAGGGUGUUCCAGAAGCGGAAAGACAGCGAGCAAGACAACGGCGGCUCCUCGUCGCCGACCUUUGCCGGUGCAUCUCAGUCGCAGGGGGUUCUGGCGGACCAGCAGCCCAGCAUGAUGGACGCGUACGUAGUAGACCAGCCGGGCUCUUCCGUCGGAUUGGCACCGCCGCAUCAGGAGAACCUGAACCUCGGCGGCGGCCUGGACGCGUUGCUGAUGAACGGAGGAGCGAUGUGGCAGUACACCUCGUCGUCGGUCUUCGAUCACUUCCCGCAGCAGGAAGUGAGCAGCUCACCGAUGAUGGGGCUAGUCUCCAGGGGAGGAGGAGGAGACGGGUGCAGCUUCUUCUACGACAGCGGCUUCGAGGACAUGGCCAACAUUGGGGGCAUGGGGUUCCCACAGGGAUGGAUGGGCUGA